This is a messenger RNA of Colletotrichum lupini, 1620 nucleotides long. RefSeq lists its product as uncharacterized. NCBI's taxonomy places the organism in Eukaryota, Fungi, Ascomycota, Sordariomycetes, Glomerellales, Glomerellaceae. The coding region runs from base 1 to 1620 and encodes 539 amino acids. The record is from RefSeq and is a predicted model, not a curated record. The transcript is spliced from 13 exons.
AUGUUCCUCCUUGAAAUUGGUCAAUUUUUCAGUCACCUUGAACAAAUGGGAUUCUUCGCCUUCCCCAAAAGUCUCUACGUCAAAGGAACGUUUUGCAAAGCCAGCGAACGACUUGUCAGCAUUACAAAUAUGCACACGCUGACCAUUCUACAAUUCCACACAGAAUGGCGUGCCGUCUUUUGCCCUUUUGUGAUUUACAAUCAGCAUUUCAGCCAACGCAAAGCUGCUCACUACCUAACCCAUGCCACAUCCUCAGUCCCCCAGACCGGGACGAACUCGUCCCAUCCACAACUGGUAAACCGGCGGGAAAUGGUUGCCGGAAGUACGGACAUACGGUACAUCUUACAGUUUCGAGUGUCGCGCGCCGAGCCACAAGGCAGAAGAAGAUGGUUUCCGGCAGCUCCAAUCGGCACAGCAGGAGGAGUUGCAGCUUGGUCGUUCGCGGGGCAGCAGCAGAAGCUUCGGGCCCCCACGGUUCGGAACGUGGAGCUCCAGCCUUCAGCCUUGGAGCUCAUCUGCCGCAACCUUCACGUAGCUCCUAGCGCGGCGUUAGGCUGGGAAAUCCGAAAGGCCAAUCCUGAGUUCCCAAACUUGGCAGAUGUUCGCUUCCUUUGGGCAUCCCAUCGGGAAAGGAAGUCGGAGCAGAGACUCGGGAGGAGCUCCGACCCGAAGCGGCCGAUCCACAGUGCCAUUGCCUGCCUCUCUUGGACCUGGGCAAGUAUGCAUGUAGUACGGAAGCAGCUGAGGGCCUAUUCCCGGCAACCACUUCGGGAUCUCUUGCCUCUGCCUUGCGAGGGUCGGUUCGGUCACGGGUGGACCGUUAUUGACCGUGGCAGGCGUAGAUCGUGGUGCAGCUGCCUUGGUCGUGAACCCUGGCCAAUCAUGAAGAUCCUGGUAAACUGCGUAGUUUCUUGCUGGAUUAUCAUCUUGAAGCAAGAUGUCGUCGUGUAUCUUGCGAUGGCCGAAAUGGCAAUGUCCCAAAGUGAGCAGUUUGGAAGUGGACAAGACCUCACCCUGAUGGGGGGGCUUUCAAAGUUCAAGGGCCAGGCCGACGAACCAGAUGAUGUGCCGUGGCUAAAAAUGGGACCCGUCCGCCCUUUCAAGUUCCGGACCACCAACGCCCACCCGUCCAUUGCACCAGAUUCUCCCGUCUGCUUACUUUGCCUCAGCUUCCAUUGGCUAGAAGCCAUCAAUCUCACUCUUCUGAGCUCUUCAUUGGUGAAUCUUGCCUGUGGCGGCUAUCCUCUUGGGCAGAAGGGGUGUGAAGGGAACUCGCCGGGCCUUGUUAGUGGGUGGUUCCCUCUGCGCAGCGAGUCACACUCAAUCUCCCCAUGCCCGCCCUCUACCUACCUGUGGCAUUCGUACAAAUCGUCCUACUGUGGUACAAGUCAGAAGGAGAAAGUGGAGGAAGGGGAAAGCGAAAAAAAGGGUCCCCCUGGUGCCUGGUCUGGUGCCACGCCCACCAUCCACGCCUACCGCGCAGUUCGUCUCUUUGCCCACGACUUCCAGCCCAAAUAUAAUGCAGCCCAGCCGCGUGUCGAUAACUCCACAUCCAACUUGCUCUCAGCCUCACUAUACCUCUUAUACAAAGCACGCGACCACCUCUCUACAACCACCUGA